This is a messenger RNA of Microdochium trichocladiopsis, 993 nucleotides long. Its product is annotated as actin cortical patch SUR7/pH-response regulator pali. Gene Ontology annotation, biological process: fungal-type cell wall organization. Bases 1 to 993 code for a protein of 330 amino acids. Gene Ontology annotation, cellular component: plasma membrane; cell cortex of cell tip. Lineage: Eukaryota; Fungi; Ascomycota; Sordariomycetes; Xylariales; Microdochiaceae. The transcript has 3 exons. The record is from RefSeq and is a predicted model, not a curated record.
AUGGGCGUCUUUGGCUCCUGGAAGGUCAAGACAUGGCCGCUCUUCAUCCCGCUGGCCCUGUCGAUCGCGGCCUUUGUGCUGUCCAUGAUUGCCCUCUUUGCCGGCACUGGGCCGCAGCAGCAGGCUCUUGAGGAGUACCAUAUGCUUUCUCUCAAUGUAUCCGGCUUUGGUCAAGAUCUUCUCCCCAGCUCGACCGAGAAUGACCCGGCCCAGCCGUCGGAAUCUAGUAGCGGCGGCUUCUGGGACAGCCUUGGCGACACCCUGGGCGACAUUGGCGACGAUAUCCAGGACGCUGUGACCGACCAGGUCAACGACGUCAUCGGUGAUCUGGCCGACGAGAUCACCGACAAGCUUGGUAUCUCGCAGUGGUACAGCCUGCAUGUCAUGAACUGGUGCCAGGGCGACUUUGCACCCAACUCGAGCGUCGUCGGAGCGUGGUACAACACGACAAACUGCACCGAGAGGGCCGCCGGGAUCCGCUUCAACCUCACCGAGAUCCUGAACCACGAAAUCUCCGUCGGUCCCUUGCAUUUCAACACGGCCGAGAUACCCCUCCCCGAACGCGUGGAGAGGGCCGUCGAGGACCUCAACUCGGCCCUCUUCGCGCUCUUUGUGCUCUUCGUCCUCGGCGCCGCCCUGUCCGGCUUCUCCAUCCUGCUCACCCUGGCGACCAUUGCCUUCAGCGUGCUCUGGGGCCGCAGGAACGGCCACCGCCGGCAGGCGGGCCACAAGAAGACCAUCAUCGGCAACGCCGUCUUCAACUUCCUCGCGGUGGUCGUGCUCGCGGUCGCCGCCGCCAUCGCGACCGUCAUUGCCCGCAAGGCCUCGGCCGAGAUCACGGACGCCGGCGACGAGGUCGGCAUCUCGGCCAACGCGGGCAUGAAGUUUAUCGGCCUCUGCUGGGGCGCCUUUGGGGCCAUGUUCCUCGCAUUUGUGUUCUGGAGCUCCCUGUGCUGCUUCCCCCGGGUCACGUACCGCAAGUCGCGUGUAUAA